UUAAUAAUUAUGUCACUCACAAGAUGAGAUCAUCUAAUCACUAGAUUAGAUGAGAUGAGAUCAGAUGAGAUGAACAAGAAAAUAAUGCAUAAAUACCAUUCAGCUUUAAUAAUUGAAACACUAGCAGAGAGGCAAUUGUAAACUGCAAAUUCGUAAAGAAAUCUGAAUCAGAUGUAUAAAGCUAACCCAAAUCGCUACGAAUAAAGCAUAAUCCACCUUCCUUCUUCUGUCUCUCUCAUUUCCCGCCUUUAUAUAGAAUCGAAGAGUUUAGGCUCUUAUCUACAACAAUGGCGAAUUCAGAAAAACCGGUUAUGUUGGCUGGAAUUGAUGAAAGUGAUCAGAGUUUUUAUGCUUUAGAAUGGGCUAUUGAUCACUUUCUUACUCCUUUUGCUCCUAAUAUCCCUUUUGAUGUUGUUCUUGUUCAUGCUAAACCUACUCCUACAACCGCCAUUGGAUUUGCUGGUCCCGGAGGUGCGGAAAUUUUUCCCUAUGUGGAAUCUGAUCUAAAGAAAAUAGCUGCGAGGAUAGUAGACAAGGCUAAAGAGUUGUGCCACUCUAAAUCGGUACACAAUGUUGUUAUAGAAGUUGUAGAAGGUGAUGCUAGGAAUGUGCUCUGUGAGGCUGUUGAGAAGCACAAUGCAUCCCUGUUGGUUGUGGGUAGUCAUGGUUAUGGAGCAAUUAAAAGGGCUGUUCUCGGCAGUGUAAGCGACUACUGCGCUCAUCAUGCUCAUUGCUCAGUAAUGAUCGUGAAGAAACCUAAGAUAAAACACUGAACUCCUUUUUCGACUUAUUGUAUGAGAAGAGUAUGCGCUGCUUCAUGUAACACAUAUAUUUGUGUGUAAUAGUUCCAUUUCAAACAAAAAUAUUUGGAUUGUAAUGAUGUAUUAUUAGGAAAAUGAUGCAAAUGAUGAUACAAAUGUGACAUUCUAUAUUGUUCGGGCAAUAAGCUUGUGUGAUACAUGACAGCAUGAGCUAUAUGAAAUUUAUAAACUGUUUUUUAAUGCAGUGGUUGAUUAUUCAGA
Amaranthus tricolor (Joseph's coat) is the source of this 1022-nucleotide messenger RNA. RefSeq names its product universal stress protein PHOS34-like. The coding region runs from base 288 to 773 and encodes 161 amino acids. The transcript has 4 exons. Lineage: Eukaryota; Viridiplantae; Streptophyta; Magnoliopsida; Caryophyllales; Amaranthaceae. The record is from RefSeq and is a predicted model, not a curated record.